Messenger RNA from Somion occarium, 2934 nucleotides. NCBI's taxonomy places the organism in Eukaryota, Fungi, Basidiomycota, Agaricomycetes, Polyporales, Cerrenaceae. The record is from the annotation of a GenBank genome assembly.
UUGUACUGGUACAUCAUUGUUGUGUUCUUUCUUUAUCUUAUGUACUUCUUCUAUUGCUUCCUGGACAGUGGACUGUAAACAAGAGCUCGGAAAACAUAAGAGGCCUACACGUGACUGAUACGGUCACCUGACUGCCUCGCGUGAAUUAGCCGACGCGGUUGAGUUUUGUCGUCUCCCCUCAUAACGACGGCCAAAGACGCCACGAACGAUGUCGACGUCAAUAACCUCGCUGCUCAACGCGCUACACACGCACCUACAGUCUCAAACCCAGCUUCUUCCAACUCUCCAUGCGCAACUGGGGCUUCCUCCAACCGCACUCGCAGAUGACCUCUCAACUCUUCAACAACAACUGACGCAAUGCGUAGAAUUGCAGAUUGACACUAGGCGAAAGCAGGUGGAUGAAUGGAUGCAGAAGUGCGGAGAGGUUGAAGAGCAGUGCAUCAAAUAUAGUAAAGCACUUGGGGGACAUGUGAAAGCCGCACCAGGAAGCGUUGGAGAAGUGAGGAAGGAGCAGGUAUUGCCCAAGCGAUUUGAGAUGAUCACAGAGUUUCAAGAGAAGCUUCGACAAUUGUACCAUACCAAACUGGAGCAGCUGCUUACAAUCACCAACCGACUCACUACCCUUUCACGCACAUUGGGGCCAGAGUUCUAUGGUUCAGAUAUACUCGAACCGACCCCAGCAAACGGGGAAUCUGAAUUUGACUCUGACUCACAACGUGAUGUUAGACCGGAACGCUUUUCCAGACUCGAGAAAGAACUUGUUCGUGGCAAAGGCGAAGUGUCUAAACGUCUCACCCAACUAUCAGAAGCGCUAGUCCAAAUCGACUGGCUUCAUACAGAAUUAGGAAUUUUACCAUCAUCAUUAGACGACCUUCCAUCGGCAUCCUCCUCAACUCUCAGUGUUCCCCACUUCCAACGAUCGACUUCCUCAUGUAGUUCCCGCACAUCACACUCAAGUACUUCAGAUCCCUUCCUCUCCAGCUCCAUUAUGGCGACACCUACACCCGAAUCACGCAUCAAAUCCAUAACGCCCUUCCUCCUCGCCGCCGCCUCCGAAGACCCACCAAGUGAAACCGAGUACGAGCGAAUAUUUGCGCGUUUUGUCGCCCGCAUGGAAGAACUUUCCGACGAAGAACUCUCCAACUCAACUGCACCUACUGUUGGCCUUGAAGGCGUUGAUCCUACACAGGGACUCAUGGCGUGGGCUGAAGCAAAACGGGCUGCUUUGGAAGACAUUAAACGACGACGAGAAUCUCAUAUUCAGGCUAUGUAUGAUCAGCUUGAAGCUCUGUGGCGUCGGCUGGGCGUGCCGGAUGCUGACAUGGAUGCGUUCGUUGAAGCUCAACGGGGCAGUACAGAAGAUACUGUACGAGCCUAUGAAGAGGAACUGGACCGUAUGCUUGAGCUUAAGAGAGAGAAGAUGAGCACGUUCGUUGAGAACGCUCGAGACGAGAUCAGGAAGUUGUGGGAUGAUCUUAUGGUAGGCGAGGAAGAACGAGCCGAUUUCGCGCCAUUUGCAGAUGACGAACACACUGAGGAACUACUUUCCAUCCAUGAAGAGGAAAUUCGACGAUUGAAGGAGGAAAGGAAGAUGAAGGGACCACUGUUGACAAGUAUCAAGAAAUAUUUCGAAAUUUGUGACGACGAGAAGGAACUUGCAGCAGCAGCAGCAGAUCAGAGUCGUCUUCUUGGACGAGGUCCUCGUGAUCCUGGCCGACUCUUGCGAGAAGAAAAGAUGCGGAAGCGCGUCAGCAAGGAGAAGCCUAGGUUGGAACAAGACCUGCUAGCAUCGAUACCAGCAUGGGAGGCCGAGACUGGUAGAGUUUUCCUCGUACUGGGCGAGAGUAUCCUGCGCGUUCUUCAAGAAACGGUCGGUGUACUGGAGAAAGAGAACGGCGCUAGCAAUGGUAGACGAUCUAAACCUCCAAGUCGGGGAGGGUCCGUCCCUCCACGAGCAAAGACCCCUUCCAAUCCCUCACACCACUACGCACCUAGUUCUAGCCAUGGCAACGGGGCAUCAAGGAGUAGUAGUAACAAUGGCGCGAACGCUGUUACGCCCGCUGUUCGCCCAGGUUCCGCCAUGUCAAGGUCCGCCUCAAGUAAACGUCCCAGAUUGGGGGAAUCGACCUCGUCACAUAACAAUGUUCCUCCAGUACCUUCAACUCACCGUGUACCUAGCCAACGACCACCUUCACCCUCGAAGAUCCCAAGCAAGACACCUACAACCACCUCCUCCCUUCCCCGACCUGUUGCCAUCGCUAUGCCUGUACCCAAGCCAGGGACUCAACAUCACAUCUUGGGACACGGUCGACUACCCUCCUCACAAUCACAUACACAUGCAUAUCACCCGUAUCCACAGACUCAAAGAGCAACUUCGACUAGUGGCGUUCGUGUAUACGGUGCAGUCGGUGCAGCUAGUACGGUUACUGCUGGGGCUGUGCGCAAAGCUUCAAGAGUCCGAAGGGAGAGUUUCAAACCUCGACCAAGCAUUGAUGACGGUUGGAAUGCCACUGAAGGGAUGAAGAGAUGGCCUGGGUUCGCGGGAGGUGCAGUCCGAGAAGAGGAUGAAGACUUUUGACUUGAUUUACUUUCGCUUUCUCACCCCAUUUUGGUUUUAUUCGUUUAGUGUCAUACUUUUCUGGUAGGCGACUACCUUCGCUAUCUAUUCGUUAUUCACUAUUCUUAACGACCCUCAUGAGAAACCUUUGCUGGCACAAUGUAAUUGUAUGAGAUACUCUGUUGUAUUGUUUUAUUGUCGACCAUGUUAUCACAGGAACACAGCGAAUGUGUACCGCCUCCAACCAUUGGUGUCACUUUCAGGAUUGCUCAUAUUCGAUACUGGCAAGAGCAAAUGCAGCUAGUCCCUUGAGGUCGUUGAGAUCGGUAGGCACUCCUAUAUAGUACUUGGGGAAAUUUAGAAUCGCCAACUAGUCG